Molecule: messenger RNA, 1174 nt
Organism: Salvia splendens (bonfire salvia)
Lineage: Eukaryota; Viridiplantae; Streptophyta; Magnoliopsida; Lamiales; Lamiaceae
Product: homeobox protein knotted-1-like 6
Exons: 5
Coding region: 222-1097 (291 amino acids)
Biological process (GO): regulation of DNA-templated transcription
Cellular component (GO): nucleus
Molecular function (GO): DNA-binding transcription factor activity, RNA polymerase II-specific; DNA binding
Source: RefSeq, a predicted model, not a curated record
AAACUGGAAAAUUUUGAUAAAUUAAUAAUGGAAAGAAUGGGCCUCCCCCAUCACUCCUCCACCUCACCUUCACCAUCUCCACUUCUUCUCCAAUCACCUCCCCACUCUCCACCACCCCUUCCGCCGCCGCCGCUGCUGCCCUACCGAACUUCACAAUCCACAGUAUACAUUAAAUUUUCUUCAUAAUAACAAUAUACUUAUAUCCAGGCUGAGAUAAAUAUAUGGACGAAAUGUAUGGGUUUGAUUCGGCGGGAGAUUACUAUCCGGAGAAUAUGAUGAUGCCGGAGGACUACAAUCACAACCACUACCAUUCUCCGAUGUUGUUUAAUUCGGAUGAAUUGGGGUUCCAGUGCUCUGUGGUAUCUCAGGAUUCAGCUUCUGUGAAUGUCCAGAAUCAAAUAGUAGAUGAGGAUGAUUCGAGUUUGAUCAAGGCCAAAAUCGCUUCACAUCCUUCCUAUCCAAAAUUGCUCCAAGCCUAUAUCGAUUGCCACAAGGUUGGAGCUCCCCCAGAAAUAGUGUCUGUGUUGGAUGAGAUCAUGGGAGAAAACGACUUGUGCAAACAAGACGCUGUUUCCCUUCGCACACAGACUGAUCCUCACCUCGACGACUUCAUGCAAUCCUACCGCGACAUACUGGUCAAGUACAAGUCGGAUCUGUCGCGGCCUUUCCACGAAGCAACCUCUUUCCUCACCCAGAUUCAAACGCAGCUCCUCAAUCUUUGCAAUGAUGAAGGAGAAGGAGAAGAGACGGAGUUGAUAGAAAUGCAAGAUGCAGAGACGAAGAGGGAAGAUCGGCAGUUGAAGGAGAAGCUGGUGCGGAUGUAUGGGAGCCAUAUCAGAAGCCUGAAGCUUGAAUUUUCAAAGAAGAAGAAGAAAGGGAAGCUGCCAAAGGAGGGCAGGCAGACUCUGCUCGCUUGGUGGAAUUUGCACUCCAAAUGGCCCUACCCUACGGAAUCGGAUAAGAUUGCGCUUGCUGAGACAACGGGUCUGGAUCACAAGCAGAUUAACAAUUGGUUCAUAAAUCAGAGGAAGCGCCACUGGAAAUCGCCCGACAAUAUGCUUGCGGUUGCGGAUAGGAGGAUCACUACCCCACAUUAACAUUUCUCUCUUCUUCUAUAUUGUUCCAAUUUCCCAUACCAUACUCUCUAAAUUUUAAAUAAACUACACUUUUAUCA